UCAUUAAAAUAAUUUGAAUAAUUUAAAUUUAAAAAAAAAUUAGCGGGAAAAUUGUAACCAUGACUACCGGAGUUUGUUGUUUUUUAAGCUGUGUAACCUUUACAAUAGUCGAAAUUAGUGUUUGAUAUUUAUUUAUACAUAAAUUUAUAAAAAAUAUUAGUGAUAAUCAUGGACGGAAUGAUGAAUUUUAAUGAUUUGAAAGCAUUACAAGAAUUGAUUAAUCCACCGAAUGAUGAUACUGACUCAGAUACUGAUAUUUCACAACAAGGAUUACGUAAAUUGGGGCCUGGUGAUAUCGGCCCACUGAAAGAAUCGCCAUCAUCAUCAUCAUCAUCAUCAUCAAAAAAUUUGACUGGACCGCAUGCGCCACUUAAACCAGAAGGUGACGAAAUUUGGCAUUCAUCAGAAGCGACAACCAGUUCAUCAGCCGAACUUUUAGAUCCCAGAGAAGUUCCGGAAUAUGAAAUUAAGUUCAAGCAGUCUGUUACUUCAGAAGACAUUUAUUUGGGGAUGGGAUUCAAAACUCCCGGGUCAGCCUCUUGCGAGUGGAUCACGGUUUUAGUUAAAUUACCCGGCGAGUCUGUUAAAAGUGUUGAACUUACUGUUGAGUCGGAAUUUUUCGACAUCCGCAGCCCCAAGUACCGGCUGUAUUUACCAACCCCGCACUCUAUUGAUCCCAAUAAUUCAUCCGCCAAGUGGCAUAAUGACACGGAUACUCUGGAGUUGACUUUAAAGCUUGUUCGCGAAUUUGACGGUAUCAAUUUUUAA
This is a messenger RNA of Microplitis demolitor, 768 nucleotides long. RefSeq names its product dynein axonemal assembly factor 6 (gene Dnaaf6). Gene Ontology annotation, cellular component: cytoplasm. The record is from RefSeq and is a predicted model, not a curated record. Gene Ontology annotation, biological process: axonemal dynein complex assembly. Lineage: Eukaryota; Metazoa; Arthropoda; Insecta; Hymenoptera; Braconidae. Gene Ontology annotation, molecular function: dynein intermediate chain binding; protein-folding chaperone binding. The coding region runs from base 169 to 768 and encodes 199 amino acids. The transcript has 3 exons.